Molecule: messenger RNA, 1490 nt
Organism: Ceutorhynchus assimilis (cabbage seed weevil)
Lineage: Eukaryota; Metazoa; Arthropoda; Insecta; Coleoptera; Curculionidae
Source: the annotation of a GenBank genome assembly
GAAACCACUAAGAAUUAAUGAGCUUUUAGCUUUUCGGGCCUGGUGUGGUAGAGUCGAAAUCGGGCUUUACGAAACUUUAAUCACAAAAAGCUCUCGUCACAGAGUCGAAAUUCGUUUGUCGGAGUAUCGUCGGUUGCCCAGCAACAAACUUCUAACAUUAGGGUGCAGGGGCGGAGCCCUAAAACUUCGCACCAAUGAAACCUAAGUGUCGACGCGCAAUGCUCGAGAGUGUGUAAUGUAUCGUCUAAUGUCCCUGUAAUGUCUCAUAUUAUUAGGAUAAUACAUUUCAAAUCGUUUAGUCUAUCUGCCACUGAGCUGCCGUUAACUCCCAGUUAGAUAUUUGAUUAAUUGAUCUUUAACAAACAACUUUACGGGCCCCAAUUCACAGUGAAGUUUAAAUUUUAAAAUUAUUAUGAACUCUUUUUAAUAAAGUGAAUUAAUAAAACACAAAAUGCAUCACGCGGAUUUUCCUAAUACCAAAUUGGACGCAAAAAUUCAUCACGAAACAAAAGGUUCGUUUUGUAUAGACGCAUUGCUAUCUCGAAACGAAGAACGUGCCACAACCAGCCCCGAAAUAGCACGUAGCACCUCGUCCACAUCGACAAGAAGCCAAAGUCCUCCGAUAUCGCCGGGAUGUGAAGAAGUGAGUACGACGGCCUUCGUGCCGCGUCCAGGACUUUUGAACAAUUUAAAUCAAACGUCGUAUUUGGGUUCGAAUAAUUUGUAUACAUAUCAGGGGCAUCCGCAAGGGUCCGCGUUUCAUUCUCUCGAUGGAAAUUUGAUGCAAAAAGUACACAUUCCUGUGAAUCCUCAUAGUCAAUUUCAUCAGAUCCAGAUGGAAUGGUUGGCGAGGACGGGGAUGUUUUAUCCGAGAUUACAAGAUCUGACAGGCUGUAGUCCAGGUAGUCAUGCUUUACUAGGAAAAACUAGAAGACCGAGGACGGCGUUCACGUCCCAACAACUAUUAGAAUUAGAAAAGCAAUUUAGACAAAACAAAUACUUGUCGAGACCUAAGAGGUUUGAAGUAGCAACGAAUUUGAUGUUAACUGAAACACAAGUAAAGAUUUGGUUCCAGAAUAGGCGCAUGAAAUGGAAACGUAGCAAAAAGGCGCAGCAAGACGCGAAAUCCAGCAAAGAUCCCGAACUCGGGAGUAAAUCGUCAUCGAACAGUGAUACGCAUAAACCUAGUAGUUCGUCAAUAUCAAAUUCCGAAUGUUCUGAGUCCUUAUUACAACAUAACGGAUCAGAAACUAAGAAUCGAUUAUCGGACGAGGAACUUUUGUAUCGACCAUAUGUCGGAUGAACUAGUGACUAAAAUAUGUGAUUUUUGUUUCCGAUUUAUUUAUUUUUGUUUUCAUACAGAGUGACAGGGGACUAAUUUUAAAAUUUAAAACUAGUAUUUUAGUGCUUUUAGAAAUCACCCUGUAUGUAUUGUCAAAUAAUUUUGCUCAAAACCAAUUCAUACUGUAAAAAAAUCUGACAAUCACUUG